CGACAUCGAGUAGAAGAAGAAACUGGUCUGUGUGCAUUGAGAGAGUAUGGUGCAUCCUAACUGAGGUCCCGACGUUCAAUCUCGUUCAGAUAACCCAUAGACAUAAUCCUGGAGUCCCGUGUCUGCACAUUUUUGUUUUGCUAUUAAUAUUUGUAGAAACCAUAAGCCGUUUGACCGCGGAGAGCGGAGGUUCUUCUGCUGGAGAUGUACCGUGGACGGCCGCCGAGAGGGGGCUACAGGCCGCCUUACGAAGGCCGAGGUCCGCCGCCUAGGCCUUUCAAUGCACCGAACUACAGAGACGACAGGAACCGGCCAAAACCCCCUUAUCAUCCCGGACACCACGACCACGGUCACCCUGACUCCUAUCGCCGUUCCCCGCCGCGCAGGAGGUACCCUUCCCCCGGGUCAGGAAGUCACCCAGGAGGGGAGUACUGGGCCAGUGGUCCGCAGAGGGAGGUGAGUCAGCCGGGUAUCAAAAUAGGGUGAAACUGACUAAAGGUUUUCCACCAAACUGUGUGUGGUUAGAUGUUGCCUUCCUCCUUUGGAUGCAUGGAAAUCCUACUAUUUAUCUAUCCAUCCCUUUGAUUGUGUACAGAUACCAAGAGAGUCGAGACUCAUUCAGAAAGCAGCCUUGUUGCCGCAGCCUCCGGUUCACCGUGUCUUAUUUUAUUGACUUACUAUUUUUGACUUACCGACCAGAGCAUGAACUUAACCAUCUCCUUCUUAUCUCUUUAAAAUUUUACAGCCCAAUUAUACUUUUUACAUAUCGAUUCUUUUAAAAUAAAGAAACUGUAAUGUACAGUCAGUAUCUGAUUCACAGCUUCAAAUUUAGCUGUUGUAGGAAGGUUACAGAAACGAGGUCCUGAUCCAAAACUACUGUACUAAGACCUGUCUAAUCUGAACGCGACUAUCCAAAAAGUAGUGAUGCACGAUAUGAAAAAUUUCAACCGAUACCGAUAACCGAUAAUUUUCUUCUUCUCAUGGCCGAUACCGAUACCGAUAACCGAUAAAUUCAUAUUUUUACGUUUAUUAUAAUCUUCAUAUAAUCUGCAGUUUGUGCAGGAUGCAGCGAUUGAAAACUGAUAUUUUUGUUGCUCUGGCCUAUCUAGAACAACAAACAAAAGUUUUUGGCUCUUCAAAUGUGGUCAUUUGCUAUAAAUAACAAUAACAGAGCAAAAAGCAGAACUUCAUUUGAUCCCCUGAACUGUUCAACAGAACUGUAGACUGUAAAGGAGCUAUUAUGAGAUGUUAGGCUUAGCAUGCUGACCGGACUAACAUCUGACGUCCAUAUGUCUGUGGUAAAACUCACGUGUAGUCCGUUCUUGUCGAUCAGGUUGUGAAUGUAUGUGGCGACAAUAUCAUAGAGUGCAGGAAGAGACACAUCCGAGAAGAAGCGGCGGCUUGGGAGAGUGUAACGUGGCUCCAAGUGUGCUAAUAACUUACGAAAACCCGGGUUCUCAACGACGGAAAAAGGCUGGUCGUCGACCGCUAUGAACUCCAUCACUUUGUCGUUAAUGCCUUUAGCCUUUUCGCUGUCUCUUGAGAAGCUUUUGCAGUUUUUAAACGCCUGCUGAAUGGGGACAUCGAUCCUCCGUAGUGUUGUUGUCUUAGCUUUAGUACCGCUAGCAGCUUCGGCGGCUGUCUCAUAUUCUUUUACUACCGCUUCGCCGCGAUGGCGACUUUUCAGAUGAGCUAUCAGAUUCGUUGUGUUAAAACUUGACGUCUUCUUUCCUCCUCUCGGAAUCCUCGCUGAACAGGUUUUGCAUAUAGCAAUGCUGUUGUCAUCUUCUGCCACUGAGAGAAACGACCAUGCUGGUGAAGACAUUUUAUUAUCAGUCAGGUAGUGACGGGGUCAGGCUUGGGACCUGCGAGUAAGGCGCGAUAGAUGACGUAACCAGCGCGUCUCGGACGGGCGGCUACUCCGCCUGCAAACGUUACUCGUAAUUUCAUUAAUAUAUCGGAUCUUUCUAUCGGAAAAAUGCACCUAUCGGACCGAUAAAAAAUGACGUAAUUUCUCCCCAAAUCGGCCGAUAUUUUAUCGGUCCGAUAAAUAUCGUGCAUCCAUACCAAAAAGAGUCUAUGUUCUUCUGUAAAAACCGUGUCAGGUUUGUGAAUUUUUGCCCAGCUCAUGACAGAUAGAUGGUGCCAAUAUUACAGCGGUGUCUAUAAUUUAAACAGGUUAAUAAAAUAACUGAUAUUCAAACGCAUAAAGCAGCUGCUAAAAGCAACAUUUAAGGAUUUCCCCUGCCGUUACUCUUGACUGGCAGCCCGCCAUCCCAACGCAACCCCCUGCUUCAUCAGAAGAUGCACAGAAUAUUUAAUUUAUGGAUUUUAUGUAAUUUGCUGCAUGGAGUGAUGACUGCUGUGCUCAUGUGUCCUUACUGAGGGUGGGCAGGACACACAAAAAAGACCUGAGUUUCGUUUCAGCGAGCAGGUUAACAAGUCAGAGCUUUCAGUCUGCUGCAGAGAAUCCAGAGAACAGGCCUCCAAUGAACCCACAAAAUGCUUUUGUCACACGGCUUAAGUUUUCUGACUUUAAAUCCUAGAAACACAAGAGAAAAGACAGAGACCGUGCAAGAGCUACCAUGGAGAUCACUACGUAUUAAAUCAUAACAUUUAAUCAGAAAGGUGUGGGGAAAAAACACUGCAGUGAAAUGCUAUUGGCAUAGCAGAGAAGAUUGACAGCCCUUUUUCACACGCUCUAAGGACUGUGUGAUGGCAGUUUUUAUCUCUCUGAUGGCGUAAUCAGACAUAUUCACAGUAUCAGUGAUGAGUGGAAAAAGAAGCAGAGAUCACAUCAGUCAGUUGGUAUCAAAUAUCAUCACUUCUCCUGCUUGCUCAGGGUAAAUUUUCUUGAUUCACCUUAAGAUAUUCACUCAUAACUUCUGUGGUAAAUCUACACAGAAGCUGUCUGGAAUAAGUCUCAGUCAAGUCAGGGUGAAAAAUCCUGUUAAGGUUCACUUUUACAGACACCUGGCCUGUAAUUUCAGGAAAAGUAUCAGUUCAGUUCUUUUAGCUUCACAAUAUGUGGCCCUCACCACCUCCAGUGACUGUCUCAGUGCAACCUCAACAAGCCUUUCCUUAGAGCUUUCCACUAGUGACUGAAUCACAGGGGACUAGUGGUGCAACGGAUCACAAAACUCACGGAUUGGAUCGUUCCUCAGAUCAAGAGUCACAGAUCGGAUCAUUUUUCAGAUCAGCAAAAAGCAAAAAAAAAAAAAAAAAAAGACAAACAUAAGUUUUGUCUGUUUAUUAAACACUUAAAUGAUUAAAUUAAAGUAGUGCACAAGGCAUAAUAUCUUCUUUUUAACAUAAUUAUGAAUGAAAAACAACUUAAAGUGCAAUAUAUAGGCAUAUCUCCUUACUUUAAAAUGUAACAAUGAACCAAAAAUCAACUUUUAAGUGCAACAGCAACAUAAAAAGGCAUAUCUCUUUUUAAUAUUGGUUCAAAAGACCAUUAAUAAAAUAGGACUCAAAGGUAAACAUAAGAAGACAUCUUCCUUAAAACAAGGAGAGCGAAAGAACCUGAGCUUAUAAUUUCAGAUUUAUUAAAAAAAAAGACAAGGAUGUCAACAUUGUCUGCAGAGAGUGUGGACCUCUUAGCAGUCACUAUGUCCCCUGCUGUUAAGAAUACUCUCUCUGAUGGUACUGAAGAUCCAGGCACAGAGAGGCAACAUCCUGCCAUCUUUGCAAGAUAAGGGUGUUCAGUAAAACACCCAGGUGAUGUCGCUUCAAAUGCGUGAAUAUGCUUGAUGUGUUUCCACUGUUAUAUGGCUUUCUUAUGCCACAGUGCCUACACACCGUCGCAGUUUUGUCCACUGACCUCUUUCCUUCUUCAUCAUAGUUGACAGGGAAGCCUAAAUGCUCCCAUACAGGGGAUUUAAGUGUCGCGGGGCGUUCAAGCUCCUCCUUUCCUCCGCUCGCCAUGUCUUCCUUCCUCCUUUCGCCGCUAGCCACAAGCUGUGUGCAGACGGAGCACAACUUUUUUUUUUUUCAGAAAUCAAUCUGCGGGUCACGUGUGUGCUGAACCGAUGAUGUCGAACGGAUCACCACUACAGGGGACACAUGCAAAUACCAGGUGUAAGGUGACGCUAGGUCAAGUUUAGAUUGUCAUACUAAUGGACAACUGAUUGAAAUGUCUAUAUUCGUGUUUUAUGAACAGCUGAAUAGAGGUAAACCACUUCACAAUGGGAUUUAAGACAGGAAGUGAUAACAAGGUGAACAGUACCUCAGCUGAGGUAACCAGGUGAUGAUCACAAAGCCACCAGAAUCCAGAGUAAUGAUGGCAUUAUUCAAACUAUUGCUCAAAUUAAUAAUUUUCAAUUUCAGACUAUAAAACAAAUCACAAAGGAUGUAGUGGUGUCAUUAACUGUUACUGAUAACAGGUGUGUGUGUGUGCGGGUGUGUGUGUGUGUGUGUCUGUGUGUGUGUGUGUGUGUGUGUGUGUUUUGCAGAGGUCCCCUUCUCCACGUGGACCCGUUCCCCUUGAUCACAACCUGGUGAUCACAGUUGGCAAUGAGCUAACAGGACCUCCUGGUUCUGCUCCCUCACGCCAUCAAGACAGGUAUGACUGUGAUUGAAACAGUUUGUUGACCUUUUUGAAAAAUUGUUGCUUCUGAAUUACAGGAAAAAAAAAAAUUCCUGCUAUUGGAUGAAAAUGUUUAAAAUUACUUUAAAUUGUGUUAAAAUGAUUGAAAUCUUGCAGUAAAAUCAAAAUUAAACCACUCUGGCCAAUUGUUGGGCCAGUAUUUGUGAGCUUUCUGUAUUUGUCACUCUUGGUCAGUGUUCCUGCACCUCUUUGUCUUACAUAAUAUUUCUGAUCACCUAACAUCAGAGCUUUAAUGAGGUCGGAUCUUUUCUCCACCCGGUUUCUCUGAACACUGUAAGUGUUACAAACACAGUAUGAAGGAAACAACCUCUGUCUGCAGACUUUAACUUAAGUCCACCUUCUGGGUUUUUAUGCAGAGACUACACUCCUCGCCCUGAGUAUGAGAGGAGCAGGAGCCUGGGUCGUAGCCAACCUUGCCGCCACAGUCGAGAAAGAAGUCCAGACCGGAGCAGGGCCAGGAGUCGAGGGCGGAGCAAGAGCCGGGCAAGGAGCAAGAGCCGGCCCCGCAGCCACAGUCGCAGUCCAGAUCGAACCCGGGCCAAGAGCCGGGGCCGAAGCAAAAGUCGCAGUCCAGACCGAAGCAGGGCCAAGAGCCGGGGCCGAAGCAAAAGUCGCAGUCCAGACCGAAGCAGGGCCAAGAGCCGGGGCCGGAGUAAGAGCUGCCACCAUACAAGGUCCAGAUCCAGAUCCAGGUCUAGGUCAAGAGGACGGAGCUACAGCAAGGCAGCGAGCCGUGGCCGCAGCAGGAGCAGGUAUCGGAGUCGUAGCGUCAGCAGCAGCUCGAGCUCUAGCAGUCACAGCAACAACAGUGAGGAGAAAUCCAGAAAAGAGUUCAAAGAGCUGGAGACAGCUCGACGCAGGAAGGAGCUGGAGGAGAUGCUAAGUCUGCCCACCAAGUCCAUCCUGAAGAAACGCAAUGACUCUGAGGACUCCCCUUCACUCAGGGUAUGUUCAUUAUCUGCACACGUCUGUUAUCACUGGGUUCAAAUCCAGCUGUUAGCACGCUGUUUAGAUAUCAGUGAAACUCAAUAUGUUUUAACCUCAUUUGUGGAGGCAGUGAUGAACUGUGUUGGGUUUUGAAUUGACUUGAGCCCAUGCAGUGAUUUCUGUCUUUAAUGUAGUGCUGCCUGAAGGCCUGAAGUUUAGGACCAUCUAGUCUUGGUUUUGGUCCUUGUCCCGUUAGUACAGAGAUUUCUCCAGAUCCUCUGAAUCUUUGAAUGAUAUUAUGGUCUGUAGAUGAUAAAAUCCACUCAUUCUUUCACACUCAGGAACAUUAUUCUGAAAUCAUUCAACUAUAUACACAUGCAGUCUCUUACUGCAGCAGGAGAAUGCUGUGCAUGGAGGUGUAACCCUGCUUAUUCCUGUGUUUCAGAGUUAUGGUGGUGUAGAGGGCCCCGGCAUGUCUCGGGUGGCUGACCAGCUGCUGCAGGCUGUUAAGGGCAUGGAGCCUCAUAUGGUGGCCUCAAUGCUGUCGGAGCUGCGCUCAGAUCCUCAAAUGGCUCAUCGUGCAGGCCUAGAUGCUGAAAUCAAAGAGAUCCUGAACCUGCUCGGAGGGCAUGCAGCAGCAGCAGGGAGCAAGACUCAGACGUCUAUAGACGACAUCGAUGACGAGGAGAAGUUCUUGUACGGAGACUCAGAAGAGCCCAAACCCCUUCUCUCAUCAGAUGCCAUUCAACACCACGGGCUGGACCUGUACGGAGACGUGACAGAGGAGGCGCUGUAUGGAGACUGCCCCCCACCAGCUACCACCAGUGGUCAGUUGUAUAACCUCCCUCUUGGGGCACCUCCCCACCUUUCAGCUCCCCCCACCACAGUGGAGGCGGAUGUAAGGUACACCAGCAGACCUAGCAUCAGCCCAGACCAGAAUAUUACAGUCCGGGUAUCAAACCCCUCCUACCCCCCAGGCACAGAGCCACUGGACGAGAGUGAGCGCCAGGCUGUGGAGGAGUACGAAAAAAUCCAGGACCUGCUUAAGACCAUUGGCCUGGACCUUGGCGUGACUGAGAUUAGCAAGAUGGCUGCGAGGACCAAAGAGCGUCUCCACGGUAACAAGCCUCCUCCAAAGACACCCACACGCAGGUGCUAUUCCUCUGGAAGUUCUGAUGGCAGCAGACGCAGUCGGAGGAGUAAGAGGCGGAGCCACAGUGGCAGCUCGAGCAGCAGCAGUAGCAGCAGGAGUCGCAGCCAUAGCCGAGGGCGGGGGGACAGACGGGGAGGCAGCUGGGGCAGUGAUGACAGCCAAAGGAAGAGCUCAGCCCUGCCCAAAUCUCACAAAGAUAGGGAUGUGAAAGAAAACAAGGCUGAGCAAUGUGACACCCCCUCAACACGGCCUGGACAGCACAUACAGCCCAUACAGCCGCUGCCACUAAAAACUGACCCCAACUCCCUCCCCUCCCUUCCUGGAGUGCCCAUACCCACCUACCCCCCCCCACAGAUCCACACCAUGAUGCCCCCCAACUACCCCCCACCAGGGUAUGGCCAGUACGGGAACUAUCUGCCUUACAUGCACCAGCAGUGGCCGCCCAUGUACCCGCCCCCGAUGACGAUGCCACCUCAGAGCAGCCCUGAUGAGUUCCCCCCCACACAGCCAUAUGACUACCAAACCCCUGAUGCAGGGGUCAAAGGUCAGUCUGAUCAGGGUUCACCAAUACUAGUAAAUAUUCUGCUUGUUGGAUCAUUUAAGUAAGGAUCAGCUGACAGUGCCACCUUCUGGGUUCUCCAGCACAGUCUGAUUUAGCUUUAGAUCAAGUUCAACUUGUUUGUCCUUCACUGUCAAAAUUUACUGAAAGAUUGAGCAUCAAUCGAAGUUUGAAAAUUGAUCUUGGACUUUCAGGAUUAUCUCCUCAUCUAGCAGUUGUCUUGGAUAUUUUAUCCGCACAGUGGUGUCAAUGCAAGGUGUAACGGGUGUUGUUUGUGGUGUUGACAGGUCUUGGGAAGAGUUCUGUUCAGGGUGUGGAAAAGGAGAGCCCUAAAGUCAGCAGCCAUGACAGGAGAGUGAGUGAGGAGCAGAACAACGAGAGCCAGAAGCAGAAGGUGGGAUUCUCAUUUUUUAUUCCAAUGAACGUGUUUAGCCCGUGGACACAUAUUUUAAAUGAACCCAGUAACUGCUCUUUGGAAAUGUUAACAAUUAUUUUUUUAUCUUUUCUAUAUUCUAACAUUUUUUUUCAUGAGGUACCAGAAGUUUCUCUUCCUUCUUUGUUUUUUUUCACUGUAAAAUAAUCUAUGUAAUCAACAGUAUUGCAAAGCUGCAGAACAUCACAGAUCAACAGGUGUGUUCAUGGUCAGGUGAGAGGUAUGUUUGUGUGUUUUCAGGUUCUGGAGGAGAGAGAGAAGCUGAAGCAGGAGAGGGAGAUCAGGAUGAAGAAAAAAGAAUACCUGAUGAAGGAGCUGGAGAGACUAAGGAAGCAACAAGGUGAGUCCAAGCUCAAACAAGGAAGGGGAGGCAGGAGGAGAGAGAAGAGCAGGUGAGAGAAGAGCUGGAAGAGGAGUAGGAGGAUUCUUUUCCCAGACAAAAUGACUUACUUGAUAAAAGAGUAAAGCAGGGGUGGGUAAUCAUGUGCCAUGGAGGGCCGAGAGGCUGCAGGUUUUCUUUCCAACCCAAAACUCCACCAGGUGAUUUCACUGAUUACCUUACCUCCAAGCAGAGAGCAGGGACUAAUCAGUGAAAUCACCUGGUGGAGUUUUGGGUUGGAAAGAAAACCUGCAGCCUCUCGGCCCUCCAUGGCACAUGAUUGCCCACCCCACCCCUGGAGUAAAGAGAUGAGAGGUUUCACUGUCCACAGGGGGCGCCAAAACCAACCCAAGCUGAAAGUUUCUCACAAGAGUUUUAAUGUCAAAACCCAGACAUAAAUGACAAAAUCUGUCAUGCAAAAAUGAACAAGUUGUGUACCUCUCAUUGUUUUAUCUAAUUUCCAUUGUUUUCAGGCGAGCUCCUCAGGAAGAAGCGGCGGGAGAAGGAUGGACACAAAGACCCCCUUUUGCAGGAGAUCAGUCGCCUACAGGAGGAGGUUAUGUCUCAGAUCUCGAACCUCCGAAAGGAGCAUGAGGCAGCCGAGAAGAAGCGCAGCGAAAUCGACAAGGUGGCCCUCAUCCUCGGCCUGAACCCCUCCGACCGUCCACACAGGGCUAGUAAACAAGAUGAGGACCAAGAGGACCAGCAGCCACUGCCGGCCCCACCACAGAAGAAGAAACGGGCAGCAGAGAGGAGUCCUGAGGGGAGACCAGAAGCCAGCAGCUCCAGUAUAAAGGUACAAAGUGCUGGAGAGGAGGUAAAACAUGAGCUAGCUCAGAAAUUCUGUGUUUUAAUCAUAGCUAGGGCUCACCACAUACACUCUCCUUUGUUAGCAGUAUUUGGGUCUGACAAGCUGUCAAACUUUGAGUAUGUACAGUAUAGUUAUCUCAGUUGAAAGGACACAUAUGAUUAGUAAAUAUUUCAAGCAAAUUAUAAAAGGAUUUUGCUUACCUGUCAUAAUUCAUAGGCCUGAAUUUCUGUUGGUUGAAGCUACUUUAAUUUGACGUGUUUUUCUUUGUAUUUGAACCUCGUCUUUAUUUGAUGUCAUUCUGCCUCUUUGAGCUGAAUGUGUUGUUGCUAUCACUCUCUCCUAAAAACUAAGCAUGGAGCUUCAGGGCCUCCUUUUUUAACCCAGGAGCACCUGGCUGACAGGUGCCGAGCUUUGUAAGCACAUUUGCAGCUGGAAGUUGGACCUUAAGUUUGAUCCCUGAUUUAAACUAGUUUCGGACAUCUUGUGCCACAAUGAAAUAUUUUCUGAAUCUUAAAGCAAAAUCUUUCCACAGGUCGAGUAGCAAAAUUUGACUUCCUUUAGCAUAUGCACAUUUGAAAGUUGGACUGCUGCCCUGAUCUGAGCUGCACGCUCACCUGCAAAAGUGGUUCUUCUUUGUGUCUUUUUCACAAACUCCAAAAGUAAACAGAUGGUCUGAGUGCUCUACAGGAUCUCGGCCAUGUCUGCAGCCAGGUCCCUCCCCUCCAACUAACUAACUUAGUUUAGGCUGAAAUUUGGGUUAAUUCUCAGGAGUUUGACUCUGAAAGCUGGAGUUAGACCUGGGACAAACAAAUUUUGCAGGAUGAAAUAUUGUCCCAAAAACUAUUGACAAGUAACAUUAUUAUUGUAGACAUUAUUGAGACCAACAUAACCUCUUAUGUAAUGUUAAUAUAUCACAUAUUUUCUAGACUGCAAUUCGUAUUGUCAGUCAAAAGCUUGUAUCAUUUCUCAAAAUGCUGGCUUUCUUAACCGUAUCUCUUUGGCAAUGUAGCGAACUACACUUUCUGUGAGCACACAACAUAUUUCGCUGCUCUGACUGUACUUGCUUUGUCGACCAAACGCUUUAGUAAGCGUUGACUGUGGGGUUGACCUGCUCUUCAUCUCGGGGUGCAGUUCUUUUCAGCAGCUGGGAAAACUCAACUGGGUGAUAGUGUUUGAGGUGGGCAUGCAAGUUUGUUGUCGCUGUUUUUUGUUGCCUUUUUUGUCGCUAUCAUUUUUAAACAAAGUCGGCAUACUGGCUCGUCUGUGUUGAUGGUCCCACCAUGCUAAUUGGGCUUAAAGCUGUGUGUGUGCUUGUGCCCUGCCUCCCCCCACAGAUACAAAAAUCUUGAAUGACUGAUAAGAGGGUUCACCUCCAUCAUUUCAUUCCACUAAGGCACAAACACGCCCAGGUGCUGAGACUGAUGCACAGAGUGAACCCUCUUGUCAUCCAGCGUGUUUGGAGGCACAAGAUGAGAAACACAAAUACACACAUACACUUUGUGAUAUAUCAAGGCCGGAAAAAUUAUCGAGUUCAUUUUCAUUUGUCAUGCAAUGAAUUGAUUAAUUGAUUAUCGUCCCAGGCAUAGCUGGAGCCAAUGUCUGUGUGGUUCUCAAUUUUAGGGUCUUUCUGUUGGUCUUUGCAAAACCCUCCUCAGUUUGAUUUUACUUCACCCACCAGACCUCUGCACAAAGCUAGUCAAUGGUUAUGAUAUCAAGAAUAUUUCUGAGAGGGAUUUCUGAUCAUGUAGCUCGAAGACAUAUAGUCAGUCAGCAAUGGGAUGUGCAGCUAAGUCUUUCCAUUUGCAGGUUACAAAGGUUAAAAGUAUAAAUCUAUGUACAUCUUCUAAAUAAUUCACAUUUUUGAUCUUCUAAUUUGUUGAGUCUUUAAAAAUCUUAAAGAAUUACCCGAGACUAAACGUAUGAGUGAAGCACAAGUAACUCUCGGUAGAAAAGCGUUGGCGUGAUUUUUACACUGUGUGCGUUGAUAAACGUCUCCGAGGCUGAAACUCUGCAAAGGUAAGAACCUUUUCACCUUUCACAUUUUGUUUAGCUGAAGUUAAAGUUGUUUUUGUCUGAGUGGAUCCUGACAGUGUCAGCUUGUUCCUGCAAUGUUGACUCUCCAACAUCUCCUUUUUUUUUAGCAGACGUCUGUGGCACAAUCGUCAAGACUGUCAUUGGAGAAGCCACCUGCCAGUGUCCCGCCCUCGCCUGCAUCUGAGCCCCCGCCUUCAACACUGCCUCCAGAGCCAUUUGAAUACUAUGAUGCUGGGAACCACUGGUGCAAAAACUGUAACGUCACUUCUGGUUCCAUGUUUGAUUUUUUCACGCACUUGCACAGCAAAUCGCAUCGAAAGGUUUGUGACAGUUUUGACACCUUCAAUCAAUUCAUACAAAAUUUAAUCUGUUCUUUUUCUUGACUGUUUAUUUAGUGCUUUGUAUGGAGGUUGGUUUGAUAUCUGGUCAUGCAUGGCGCCUCAGGUAUUGUUUCCUUUAACAUCAAGAUAUUUUGUUUCAUUUACAGACUCUGGAUCCAUACGACCGACCCUGGGCUUCCACUCCGAUCAAAAUCAUCAAGAACACUCUGUCAGAAGAGAAGCUUACUAAACCAGCUAAAGGUAUCAGAGCCGCACAGUCGUCAUCUUUUUCUUGUAAACUCAUCAUCACCUUUGCAUCUUUUAUUCCUGAUGAGCCGCUAAAUGUUGUUAGCCGUUUUCUGAUUCCAGGUGGAGCUCACACUGGAUCUCUGCUGCAGUUUCACUCUCUCUCUUAAUGAAAACGUUUCUAACGAAGUGAGAAAUUCUAUGGAAACCACAGAAGAGACGCCUGUCUACACACCUGUUUUUCAUGUCUCAGUAUUACAUACUGCAGUAACCUUUGAAAAUCACAAAUGUGUCGAGCUGCUCAUUACCCUCACCUUUGUAGAAAUCACUGAGCAGUAAGCCUCUUUCUGUCAGAUUCUGCUGUGAAAGUCAAUCAGUGAAGUAUGCAUCAUCUGUUUGCAAAUAUUCCCAUACUGAGGUGUCUUUCUCUAACAACUUCUGUCCUGGCAGGUACUGAAAUUGGAGUUGUCCAGCAGGUAAACACGAUUGGCAGUUAAUUAAUCACCAUUAGAGCGUUGAAGUUGUGUUGCCUGUGUUUUGUUGCAGGUUCAGAGUUCUUGCUGCCUGUCAGAGGAUUCUUCUGCCUGUUGUGUAAAGAGUUUUACGGAGACGCCAUCUGUGCAGAAGAGCACGUCACCACACAUAACCACAAUGAGAAGUACAAGGUAUGACCCUUAAAGUGCAAAAUCAGAAUGUUGACUGACAUGCAUGGUUGGAAAAACAUGCCACUGAAAAUCUUGAUGCUUAGGGCAGAAAAUAUAUUUUCUCCAGUCACAUUCUUUGGUCUUUUACUGUGCUCGAUUCACAUUUUGUUUCUCUGUUCUCAACAAUUACCUGAAAAUGAAUUGCAGCUCUUGUCAGGUAAAAAUAAACACAGUUACAAGUGCGAACUUGAGAGGGAAAUGUAUGUUUGUACACAACAAGACAACACUCAACUAGGGAUGGAAAUCACAAGCUAACUGUCUGUAGAAAUGAUACAAUAUUCAAUACCUUGAUCGUUAUAAUGAUAAAAUUACCAAAAGGCUAUUCUGUGAUAACUUAUGAAUUACAACACAAUCAUCUAAUGACACAUUACUUAUCAGUUCAACACAAUCUUUGAAAUCCCAGUUACAGAAAGAAAAUAUUUGUAAAAUUUUACAAACUUUAAUUCCAGUGAAGUUUGGACAUUGUGUUAAAUGUAAAUAAAAACAGAAUACAAUGAGUUUCAAAUCCUUUUCCACCUGAUUUCAACACAACAAAUGCAUUAUUGAAUGUUCAAACUGACAAACGUGAUUGUUUUUUGGAAAAAUUCAAUCAGUUUGAAUUCCAUGUUGCAACGAAAGAGGACAGGACUAAAACCCAGACUGGAUGGUCCUGAUCUCAAGGACUUCAGGCAGUACUACAUUAAAGACAGACAGGACUCUGGAGUGGAAAUCACAGCAUGGGCUUAAAAUCAUUUCAAAACCCAACACAGUUCAUCACUGCAUCUACAAAUGAGCUUAAAACUGAACCAUGCAUAGAGGGAACCAAAUAGAGACAGGAUCCAGAAACACCAGAGACUUCUCUGGACUUGAGUCCAUUAAAGGUGGACUGAAGGGGAGAGGAAAACUGUCCUGUGGGCUGAAGAAUCAAAAUCUAAAAUUCUUUGUGGCAAUUGCAGGGGCCUUGCUCACCUGAAGUCUGUUUAGAAGGUCCGAUCAAGGACCAAAUGUUUACAUUGUUGCAUUUUGCAUUUUGUCUGAUAAGUGUCCAUAGGGGACUUUUGCCUAGCAAACCAAAUGGUAAAAAAAAGAGGGAAAAUUAUGAGGGAAAAUCUGUCACCCGGUCAUUUGGGGCACAGUCUUCAUUAUCCCAGAAUGCACAGAUAGUAGCCGACCAGAGAGAAUAAUAGGUGUCUUGCUUCAUGCAAUUCACCAGAGCUGGCGAAGACAUCAGGCAUUAAUGCAAGGGAAUGCCUAUAACACAUUGUCAGCAUGUUAGCAGUAUGUUUGUUGAACAGAAGAAUACCCAAGUAUGGAGUUUAAAUAAUAAAAAUAAUAAUGCAUCAGAUUUUAUAUAGCACUUUAUCAGAGACUCUCAAAGCACUUUACAUUGGAUACAUUAUUCAUUCGCUCACACAGUCGCACACUGGUACCUUAGUAGGGGCAGACUGACGGUAAAGUGGCUGCCAGUUUGUGCCUACAGCCUCUCCUACAGUGAUGCCUACACCACCAAACAUCACUCACAAUCAUACACUAGGAACAAGGUGGGUUAAGUGUCUUGCCCAAGGACAGGGCAGACUAGAGAGGGGGGAAUCGAACCACCAACCUUCCAGUUAUUGGGCGACUGCUCUACCUCCUGAGCUACUGCCACCUGACUAUUGUAUUGGAACACAAACCCUAUGCCAUUUGUCCAGUUUUACGCACAGUCCAGUGUUUUUACCGGUUAUUUUCUGUCUGCUGUAACCUUCAGGCCGAGCAUAAUUUCCUGGCUUCAUUACAGUGUAAAUAUGUUAUUGGAAUAUAUUGACAUAUAAAAAGUCCGUCUGCAUCAGGGCAGCGAUCACACCCACCACGGACCGGACCAUGGUUCGUUUAGAAGGGGUUUGAGUUCAGCAUUUUCAAGAGGACCAUAGUCAGUUUGUUUGAUCUAGACCACGAUUCUUGUGUGCGUUUAUACCACCUGGACCUAAGGAGUAGGGGGACCAUGGUCCUUUUUAAAACAAACUGAACAGUCCUGAUGGGAAUGCGCCCAUAAACUCUCCAUCCUCCAAAGAGUAGAGGGUCCACCUGGCUUGUUCUCAGCUCCCAAAGCCAGCAUCCCUGAUAGUAUGAAAAUCAUCAGAGUCCAUGUCAUGGGUAUCUUCCACAUCUGUGAAAGCUCCACCAAUGCUGAACAAUAUCUACAGGUUUAGGAGCAACAUCUGCUGCCAUCCAGACUCUGACUUUUUCAGGGAAGACCUUCAUGUUUCAGCAAGACAAUGACAAACCACAUUCUGACUACAGGGAUUACAACAGCAUGGCUCUGUCGUAGAAGAGUCCUGCUGAGAAACUGGACUGAUGCAGUUCUGACAGGCACCUGGAAACAUGACCCUGUAACUACUUUUAGAAAUGUGUUGCUUGCAACAAAUUUGAAAUGAUCAUAUUUUUUUAUGAAACAAAAACGUUUGUCAGUUUGAACAUCUGGUAUGUUGUCUUGGCUCUGGUUUCAGUGAUCUGAAAACCAUUAAAUUCUUUAUUGACAUUUAAGCGUCCUUAUUUUUUUGGAUUUGGGGUUUAAAUUCUCUUAUUUUAUUUCUGUUGCCCCCCAAACAGGUAAGGUUAGUAGAUUUUUUUAUAAUGAUUAGGGGAUAAAAAUAAUAUUUAAAAAAAAGUCCUUGUUCCCAGUGGUUAUUCAAAGACAGGACACAGACUGCUUUUUUUGAUAGAAAGUGAACCUUUAAAGAUCUGUGGAUUAUGCUGCUUUCAUAUGAAGAAGAGGUGAUAGGAAUUUGAAAUUAUAGUGGCUCUAUCCCAAAAAUCAUAAAUUCAAGUCCAUGUGAGACAUUUGAGCUUUCUAAUAGGUCAAAGGUUUCAGCUUUAAGAGGUACAGAUAUAAAAUAGACACUUAUCUUACAAAUGGAAAUAAUAAACCAGUACUGCAGUUUGGUUAAAGAAGGAUGUUUUCUUUCUCAGCAAGGACAACAUCUAAGCAAAGAAAAUUAGAACAAUCUUGUAAUAUGAGAGACAUCCUGUGAAACAUAAUUUAAGGCUCUUUCUGUUCAGUGUUGUGUUUGUGGAUGUUUGAGAUUCUAGGGAACAAGUUUUUUAAUUAUUAUAUUUUAGGGAAAGAAAGAACUAUCAGUUGGAAGUUUACAAGAAUGUGAUUAUAGUGAAGUGUGAACAGAAGCUCAGACAGUGUGCUGUACAUGAGUUUUUUAUUUAGAUAUUGCAAUUAUUGUGUUUUGCACUGUACUGUGCACUUAAAAGUAAGUGUUUUAACUCAUGGAGUACCUAAUAUAACUUUUUUACCUUAAAAGAUGUUACUAUGUAAGAUGCAUUAGAUGUCAAGUAGAAAUUCCUUCUGUAAUUCCAUCACUGUCUUGUUUUUUUGUUUUAUUGCCUCCAGAAACAAAUGUAUGAGAAUCCAUUGUAUGAACAGAGGAGGAACCUUGACCGCCAGGCAGGGCUGGCCCUGGAGACAAGUGGGAAGAAACGCAAACAUGAGGACAAUGAGAAAGGCAACAAGGAUAAGGAGGAAAGGUCCAAACACAAAAAGGAUAAGAAGGACAAGGAGAAAAAGAGGGAAGAUGAAGAUGGGGUUCUAAAAGAGGAAAAAGUUAAACUAAAGAAGGAGGAGCAGGAGGAAAAACCAAAGCCAAGCAAGAAAGAGGAUGAUUUUAAAGAUGAGAAAAUCUUUGAAGAGGAGAAACCUAUUUAUGGUAAAAAAGAUGAGAGUGACAAGUAUAAAUUUAGUAGAAAGGAUGACAAAUACCGCUACAGCAGGGCGGAAGAAGAGGACAGACACAAAUACGACAGAGAGGAGCAGUACAGAUACCGACAUCACAGGGAUGGGGAUGAUAGGUAUGAUGACCGUCCUAAACACGGCCCGAGAGAUGAUGAGGACAGGUACAAACAUGGUAAAUAUUCAGACUCCAAAUCCAAGUAUGACAGAGAGUGGGAUGAAGGAAAGCCCAAAUUCGAGAGGGAUGUCUCCAAAAAGCCUGAACCGGAGAAACCAACAGCAAAAUCAGAGACUAGCAAGACAGAGCUUCCACAAAAACCCUAUGAUCUGCCUAAAGUCUUCUGUGGACCCAGUCCAGCCAUGAGGGCAAAACUCCGCAAGCAGAGUCUGGAAGCAGGCAAACCAGCAAGUGUGGCUGUAACAAUGUCAUUUGGACGGUUUACGUGGAAAAAGAAGGAGAAUGUCUUGGCAAAGGAGGCUCAGAAAGCUGCAGCAGAGUUCAUCAAGGAUGAAGAAGAGGCUGCAGCAGACAAACACGUACCAGUGGAAGAUUCCUUUGCAAAGUCUAUGGCUGUUGCUCAGGAGAUUGCCCAUAAGCUCGGAGGCCCUCAGAACACGCCUCCUCCUUGGGUGUCCAACAUUAACAACCGAGGAAGAGGAAGAGGAAUAAGGCCCAACCUCCCUGCGCCCGCUGCAGUCACGCGAAAAACAGCAAUGAUGGGUAAACCUGCACCUUUUAACACCUUCUUGUCUAUCAAACCCCAAAGCAACAGUAUACUGGGGCCCCCUCCACCACACCUACCAAUGUUAAAGAAAUAUGCAGAUAUCCCGAAUGUUCCUGUGCCACCCCAGGGAAAGUGUACAUCAUAUAGUAGAGAACAGAGUAAACCUCUGCUGCCAGGAUCAGGUCCUGAGCUUUCUAAGGCUAAAACAGAUCCACCCAUUUCUGAACCACCACUAUCUGGAAAAGGACCUGCACCAACUGUUUCUACAGUUGCACCACCUACUUUCACACCUGAAACACCUGUUUCCAUACCUGCAGCAUGUGGGGUCAAACCCCCACAGCCUAUUUCUUUACCUGUCCCACCUGUUACAAAACUUUCACAAAUUCAGGUUAAACCUGCACCACCUGUGUCUAAGCCUGCAGAAACUGAAACAAAGGCUAAGCCAGUAGAAUCUACAUCUUUAUUCAUCAAGGCCACCACUGCACUGUCAUCUACAACUACCUGUGCUCCCUCUGUAGCUAAACCUCCACAACCCACAAUGAUCAAAAUUGUUUCUGAUGUGGCAGCUCCUGGUGUACCAGAGAGUGAGCAGACUCGCACUGUAUUUGUCAAGCCUCCACCUCUUAUGAAGAUGGGUGAAGCAGUUCAGAAGUCUGAGAAACAUAAGAGUCAUCUGGCUGCAGCCAAAGCCAAGGACUUAUUUGGUAUCUUCUAUAGUGGCAUUAGCCAGUCAAGUACCUCAUCCAUCACCAAAAACAUUACAGAUGCAAGAGCUGAGGGGAGCAGUAUCAACAAAAGUGAAGUAUCCAGCCAACAAGCACAAAACCCCAAACCUUGGCAUGAGUCAGUCACCCAGUCCCAACCCUCAUCUGCAGUUUGUACACUUUCACACUCUGAAUCCAACAAAGCCCCGCCAAGUCCUAAAACCCUGCCAGAAAAGGAAAAAGCCAAACCAAGUCCUAAAACCCUGCAAGAAGAGGACAGAAAUCAAGUGGGUCCUAAAACCCAGCCGGAGAACAAUCAAAAUCAACUGAGUCCCAAUGUCCAGCCAAAAUUUAAUGAAAAGCCACCAAGUCCACAACCCAUUCAAAUUUCAUCUGUUUGGUCAUUACAGUCAACCCCAGCUGAGGUUGCUCCAUCCAAAACAUCUGUCCAAACAAACCAACCAAUACUCAAUCCAGCAGAUUUUUCUAAGGCUCAGAAUUCCCCCCCAAAGCAGUCCUUUUCUUCUGAACCUGCUUCCCAAAUGGAUGCUGAGCUGCCACAACCUUCUCAAAUCCAGUCCCAGCCCAAUCUGACCCCUUUAAAUGAAACAGAGCCACAGUCUGAACCACACAAGGACAGCCAGUCCCAGUCUCAUCCAGAGACCCACCCUGACGCAGCUUCAGUACUUGAGUCCAAACCAGGUCGAAAAACUAGAGGCAAAACAACUCCAACAAAGAAAACUCCUCCUGCCCCCCGUCCUGUACGACAAACCAGAUCCCAAACCAGAUACCAGACCAGGCAUCAGCAGCAGCAGAGCCAGUCAGAGCCUGAACCUGAUCUUGCUUCUGGAGAUUCUGACUCAGCAGCUUCAGACUCGAGGGGGCUCAGCAAAUCAGAACCUGGCUCUGGUUUGCAGGUCGUAGAGGAUACAAAAAGCGAGGGGGGCCCUGAGAUGAGCGAGAUCACACCUGAAACCCUGGGCCUCCCCUCUGACAUGACUUCUCUGGACUUUGAGUAUGAUUUUAAUUUUGAAUAGGAGCUCACCAAACGGUUUGAUGGGAACAUAGAGAGGAGAUGCUUAACAAGCACCUCACCUUCUAGGAUGUUAAGACGACGUCAUUUACACUGCAGUGAUAAGAAUAGCACUCCCCCCUGAGAGACUUGUGACUUUUAAAACACCAACCUUAUCUUUGUGAUUACCAUUCAGUUAAACCUCCUCAUUCUCAGUGUUUUCCAUACUCAUUUAUGCCCCAAAUUUUUUAUGUAUUGAAAACUGGGUCCAACUAGAAUAAAGACAGCUCCAGCAAACUUGAUUAUCCAAAAAACCUGAUGCAUUGAAGUGACAGAUUUUUUCUGAAUAAACAUAGUCAACUUAUAUGCCACCAAGGACUUAAUGAAGGCAAGAGAAAGGUAAAUUUGCCUUUCACUGGAGCACUGUGAAACAGAGUGAUAAGCCACAUUAUGUGUCUAAAAGUGUUUGUCUGUGUUGGUUCAGAGGCCCUUCGUCUGGGAUCAAAGGACAACUGAAAGGGGUCAUGGUACUAAAGGGACAGGGUUUGUUGUUCCAGGUUAAAGGUUGAUGUUUUCUCUGAAACGGUUUGGAAUGUCAGUUAAGAUGUGGACACAAGUUAUGAUCCUUUUUUUUUUUUUUUCAAGCCUUGCCAUUUUAUUUUCCACAGAUACCAGAGGUCUCAAGACAAAGACACAUAGAUGCAUAUAGCUAGACCUUGAUCCUUUUGACAGGUAGUAAUGGUUUAUCAAGAGCUGUUUUUUGUAGACCACAGCACAGUUUUAUUUUCUUGCAGCUGAGCCCUCCCUGGCUGACAGUUAGAAAAAAAUGCAUUGGAAGUUUCUUUUGCAGUACAAGUAACAGAACAGAUAUGCACUUCUUGUGUUCUCAGUGUGAUUGUAAACCUGAGUUUCAACAAACGGAAAUCUGAUUGUUACCCGUCACUUGUUGCAGCGUUGCUCUGUUCUCUAUGCCAUCCAAUUCAUAUCAGACUGUGUGGAUAGCUCUUUGUAAUAAACGUUCAUUUAUUUUUGACCAAAUGGAUAUCCACCUUCCCAUGUGGGCUUAAUGGAGGGACUCCAUUAAGAAGGACUCCUAAAAACUGCUCCAUGAAACAGUGCUGUCUUUGUCACGCUUUCACACUGCAAGUCCUUCCUUCACCAGAAGGUAAAGUUUUGUACUUAUUUGUUUUCAUGUUUUGUAUUUCAGUUCAUAAGUUCCUUUAUUUCCAUUUUGAGUUAUAACGAUGAUGCGUUUCUGAUGCAGAGCUCAGCUGGUGAAAGAAAAGUCAUAGCAUGGACCAAAAGCGGCUCAGUUACUUUCAAAGCUGCAUUUAACGUGUUAACAGAGGAUCGAGGAGACGGUUUCAUUAAAACUGCAUCAGGCACCCCCCUCCCAUGUGUCUGAAGCAUGGAACUGUGGGUACUGUCCCUGUGUGGGUCAGAAUAGAAACAAACCCCUCGUCUUGUAAAAUGUAGUUGCUUCUCGUAGAGUUUUAAUAAAGUUGGUGAAAACCACAAGCUGUGCUCUGUGUAGUGAUUCUUCUCUGUGUAACUAUGUGGGAGGGUUGGAUAAGGGAGUGUCAGUUCGUAAACUGACUGCUAGUCACUAUUAAAUAAUACUAUUUCUGCACUAUUUCCAAGCAUCUUUAAAAUAAGCUGAAGAAAGUGGGCUUCAGUGAGAGACGAGGUUUUAUGUGAUGGCCUUUGAGGAUUUAAUGGGGUUUGAUGCAUCAUCGUAGAUUUAAGAACUCAAUCAGAACACUUCAUCAAAUGCCUCUAGUCAAAUGAACAGUCUCAGAGUUUCUGUGACAUGAAGGAUCUUAGUGCCUCUUCUGUCUCUACCGCUAAUAUUUUUGAACGAUUAAUUGAAAAUCAAAUCAGACAAUUAUGAAGAAGGAUCAGCCACUCGUUUUUAUUCAGCAGCUAGUUCAAACCAAUUCAGCCAGUUGAACAAGAAGCUUUUUAUUGAGGCUUAGACAGAGUACAGUACAUGGGAUGACUCGGUGUAGCACUCCACCUCUCCUAGAUGUUCUAAAUAUACAGUGUGUAUCUCAUAUUGCAAAAAGAUGUGUUCAAGCUAGUAAAGUAUAAGAGGAUGGUAGUUUGAUGACAUGGGAAAGUGUACAUGAAAUAAGAAUGUGGCAGUAAUAGUGCAGUGAAACAUUGGUGUUCCCUGGCAGCCCUCAAGUCAACUCAAAUUUUAGUGUAUCCAAGGAACCAAAUGUCUGAUUAGAUUAACAACUUUGUGUUAGUAGUUUUAUUUCCAUUUGUAUGUUUUAAAACUUAAACUGAAGUAAUUCCACACUCAAGUUGUGUACAAUGCUGUGAUCAUCUUUAUUGGUCAAUAUUAUUCAACUCGAAGAUGAAGCCAGCAGCUCUGAAGACUGAUCUGAGACUUCCUCUGUGCAUUGUCUUAAUUUACAGUGUGAUCGGCAACUGGACAAUAGAAUAAGAUUUUAAAGCAGUGGUUCUGUGCAUUUUCCAAACAGUAAAAUCAAAGGUGUUCUCAACCCUACUGCUUGAAACCAUGUCCAUGUUGGGGCAGGUUACCAACUGAGUGAACUUCUGCCAGCACUAAAACAAAUUAUAAUACUGGUGCAGGGGGUGAAAGGUAAAAAUCAUCACCACAUGAAAAAUAUAUUUCAAUCCACAACCAUUUGGCAACUCAAAGGAAUAGUUUCCCGACCCCCAUGGGGCCAAGAUCCUCAGAUUGAGAAUCACUGGUGUAAACAAAUAAAUCUUAGAAGACACUUUCCUGCAGAUGUCUUUCCAAAGAUUAAACAAAAGUUAAUCACCUGACAAUCACUACAGAUGGAUUCGUUUUUCAAGUUCCCUCCACAUGAACUGUUAACCUGUUCACAGUAAAACCCUGCUGAGCUGCAGAUGAAUGAUGCAACUCAGACUGCAUAUGAAACUGUAACACUGCCGUUAAGAAGAAGAAGAACUUUAUUGAUCCCCAAAGGGAAAUUCAAUUGUCUGAUGUCUCACAUAUUAUGUCUAUAAAAGUUAUCUAUUAUUUACAUACGAGUUAUCUAUUAUUUACAUAAGAGUUAUAAAGCCUGAUGGCUGUUGGUACAAAAGAUCUUCUAAAUCUUUCUGUCCUGCAGCGAAGAAGAGAGGAGCCGUCCACCACCAUUUGCCCUUUGGUCCAUCAAGGUGUUGUGAAGUGGGUGAUCCAUGUUCUUGAGAAUAGUCUCCACCUUCCUCAGUGUAGAUCGCUCCACCACAUACUCCACUGAGUCCAGCUUGAGUCCUACCACAGAGCCAGCCUUUUUCACCAGUUUGUUGAGACUUCUUGGAUCUUUGUGUUUGAUGCUUUCCCCCCAGCAGACUGCAGCGUAGAACAGAACACUUGCCACCACAGACUGAUAAAACAUCUGCAGCGUCUUACUACAGAUGUCUAUUGAUCGGAGUCUAUUCAGGCAAAAGAGGCGGCUCUGCUUCUUUCUGUAGAUGUAGUCUAUAUUCUUAGACCAAUCCAACUUAUUAUCCAGAUAUACACUUAGGUAUUUAUAUGAUGUCACCACUUCGAUGUGCACUCCACAGGUGUUCACUGGCUGAAGAGGGGGUUUGGAUCUACGGAAGUCUAUGACCAUCUCCUUUGUCUUUGAGGUGUUGAGGAGGAGGCAGUUUUUGUGACUCCAGUCACUGAAGGCUCUUAUCAGAUCUCUGUAUUCAGCUUCUUGUCCAUUUCUGAUACAUGCCACAAUAGCUGUGUCAUCUGAUGUUUCUGGAUGUGGCAGGACUCAGUACUAUAUUUGAAGUCUGACGUGUACAGUGUGAACAGGAAUGGCGCCAGCACUGUCCCUUGUGGAGCCCCUGUACUGCUCAUUAAUGUCCCAGAAACACAGUUCCCCAGCCUGACAAACUGUGGCCUUCCUGUCA
Messenger RNA from Xyrichtys novacula (pearly razorfish), 22198 nucleotides. NCBI's taxonomy places the organism in Eukaryota, Metazoa, Chordata, Actinopteri, Labriformes, Labridae. The record is from the annotation of a GenBank genome assembly.